Molecule: messenger RNA, 6123 nt
Organism: Ilyonectria robusta
Lineage: Eukaryota; Fungi; Ascomycota; Sordariomycetes; Hypocreales; Nectriaceae
Exons: 10
Coding region: 1-6123 (2040 amino acids)
Biological process (GO): transmembrane transport; metal ion transport
Cellular component (GO): membrane
Molecular function (GO): metal ion transmembrane transporter activity
Source: RefSeq, a predicted model, not a curated record
AUGGGCAGCAGCAGCAAGGCCUCGCCCGGCGCGACGGGUUCUGCGUCGCCACCCAAGAAGGACGGGCCCAGCCCGGAGCCGGCGCGCAUCGUGAGCGACCUCGUGGCGCAGGCGGCUCAGGGGGGACCGCCCAGCGUGUCUCAGGGCUUGUCGGCGCACCCUAAGAUUGUCGCGAUGCAGGCGGUGUGGGAGAAGGACCAGCUCGACGACGGGGAGCGGGCCGUGGGUGGUUUGCCCAGUGUUGAUACGGGCGCCGAGAAAGGACCAGCUAUUAGCCCGACUGCGCAAACAGCGGCGUCAUUGAAACGCCCCGGCCCGGAAACGCCGUCUUCAGAGCCCCCUAACAAGAAGCAGCAGGUCUCCCGCCGGCCACUGCCUAGCGGGCCGUUGUCGACGGCGAAGGGCCAUAACUCGGUCCGCGCCGAGGCGCGUCGCUUUACUGACGCGGCGGUCGCCAAGCGCAUGGCCAGCUUGACGGUUCACACGACCCCGAAGCCCGAGUGGCAACAGAAGGCUUCCACCCCCGAGCAGGUGAUGGCCAUGAUCAAGCAGGGGCCUCUGAAGGGCACAGUCACGCCUGCGUACUUGAAGACGGAGGUGUCUGCGUCUCAGUCUGUGGCUCUAGCAAAAUCACAAACGACGCCUACUCCUACGUCUCAGUUUACGGCUCAAGCAAAGCCAAAGACGGCGGUCCCUCCUCAAAAGGUAGAGCUACCUGCCUCUCAGUCUACAUCUACAGUAAAGGGCAAGCCGCCGACUGCUCCUCAAAAGGCAGACCAGCCUGGUUCUCAGCCCGCGUCUUCGACACUUCCAAAAACAGGACCACCUACGUCUACAGGCCAUUUCACAGCUGUGACCACAUCUACGGCAAGCGGAAAGUCGGCGCCCAAGGUUGGAGAUCGACUCGCUGCUAUCCCCGUAGCAGAGGGCGACCGGCUAUACUCCCUUUAUCCAGAGCCUCAGGGAGGAACAGUAUCCGCUCGUGGUGCACUCAUUCCUGCAAAGUACAAGCUGCACGACAACCCUCAGCUUCCCUUUAUCUGCCCUGUUCGAGACUGCCGUCGCCUAUUCCCUUCUCUUAAAGGCCUAGGCGGGCACUUCGCCGCAGGCCACUGCACAUUGACCUUCAACGACAAUGGAGACGGGACCCUGAGCAAGGUGGGAUCAUAUGUCAACCAUGGCCUUGGAGGCACACCAGGCAUUGUUAUAUCACGGAAUCCUCUUCCUCCAGAUGCGCCGCCGCCAAUUGACCCAGGGCUUUCGUUCUUUUCAGCACGCAUCAACACCCCCACUCCCAAGUUGACAUCGCCUGAGAACCCGAAACCUUCCCUGAGGCCAAGCACAGUCAGUGCGGUUCCUCUACCAAAGAUUCCUCCGAGUCCGCGUUCAGGAGUCAAGGACUAUCUACAUGGAUUUCUCCUUCCUAAGCAGAAGAUUUACAAACGAGAAGAUGUCCGGUACAUGAUUACUCUGCCAAAGAAACGCGAGCUACCUCAAGCAUGGAUCGACUGCCACCGGGACACCGAAUUGGACUCCACUCACUACGCGUGCGCGUUAGCAUACUUGACCGGCGAUGAGGUUAUUGGAUCUGACAAGUGUGAGUCCCAUACUCGGUACCACUCACGACCAACGUCGCGACUGUCAAAGCAUUGUAUCAGAGUACCGGCAAAUAUGCACGUAUCGUCAAAGCGAUUGUUCUCGCCGUUCCUUACGUGCGUUGGGUGUAGGUACUGGAGCCAUCUGCAGCGGCAGACUAACCAGUGCGACUGGUCUCCUCAUCCCCAGGUGCCACGAGGGGCGUCGGCGUUGUCUAGCUCAAGUACAGAAACUACCGCCGGCAAGCCUAACAUGACGGAGGUGGACAAGUCGGAGCUAAAGCCAGUCGCGCCAGAGCCCGAGUCGGAGCCCGACUCAGAUGAGGAUCCGGUGCAAAAUCUCAGACAAACACGCAGGCGGCAUGUGGCGUCGGCGUCGGCGUCGGCGACUUCAGUCACCAUGGUGGAGAGUAAGACGGUAGAGACGGCGGGUCAGCUUUCCGGGCCAGCUUUGGAAAUGGAGGAAUGGGAGGUUGCCCCAGGAAGGAUGACAGAUGGGUCUUCCUCUCAAAAUAUUGCCUUUUCCAACUCAUACCUCACAAGCGGUCAACCCGUUUCUGUAUCCGAGGACGUCAGCUUUAACGUACUGGUCAUCAAGCCUGGGUCCUCGAAUCACUGGACCAUUGAGGAUGACAGGCUGCGUACAGUUUCGGUAGCUGCCGGCAAGGUGAACGUCACGAUGAGCGAAAAAUCAUUCCAGCUGGGUCCCAACGGCAUGUUUGUGGUACCUUCUGGCGAUACAGACUCCCUCAGUGUCAAUCCAGGCAGCCCGCCCAGCCCGUUGCCGCCGCUCAGCAACUACUCGACGAACAGGAACGAUCAAGUUGACGACUUGCGCUUGAACCCAGAGGAGACAUCUACACGCACAGAGACGGAAGUGGAUGCCAAGGGAGGCAUCGUGGCAGACGAGAUCAAGGAAAAGGAGAACGCGACUCCACCGGCCAGCUUUCACCCCGGCCGCUUCAUCCUCGACCCGGCAGGCGAACUCACACACGAUGAGACGACUGUGGAUAUAAUCACAGUUCCUUGUCCCGGAGGCCAUCCCCUCAAGACAUGGAAUCGGGACGCUCUUAUGGGUCGCUACUUCGGCGCCCCGUCGAUGCGUGAAGCUGAAGGGCCUACUACUAACACCAACAAAAGCAGCACAGCCAGCAGCAACACAACCAGCACAAGCAGCACAAACAGCAAUGACCCGGACCGCCCAGCGCCGUCAUGGGUCCGCCAGGGCAUUCGGCGCGAGGCCAACCGCGCGCGGAUCCUGCUGUACGAACAUCCCGCGCCGGCAGAGGGCGGCUCCAUGACGCUGAGUGCGCUGGCGGAUGCGCUGCUGGAGGAGCUGGAGGCGCUGCGGACGAGGGAGAAUGCGGCGGGACGACCGGUUGUAUUUGUGGGACACAGCGUGGGAGGAAUCGUAGUGAAGAUGGUGUUGGUCAAGGCAAGUCGGAACCCGAGGUUCGAGGAUAUCUUGAGACAGUGCUACGGGGUUGCCUUCUUCGGGACUCCCCACCAGGGCUCGAGUUACUUUUCCAUGCCCAGUCUGGCAUCUAGCAUCCAGGGUCUACUCCAGCUGUCUUCUCCUUUGCCAACGGCAAUUACAGACGAGCUGCGUGUCGGCAACCGGCUCCUCCUCCAUCUCGACGACGACUUCAAGGCCAUCGCGACCGAUUUGCGGGUCUGGACUCUCUACGAGACCAUCGACUCACGCCUAUCGGGCGCUGGCUCGGGCGACGUCUACUUUACCGCACCCCUCACGUCCAUCAAGUCGGCCAUCCUAGGCAUGCGCCAGGAGACAAUCCUACCAUUGCAGAGCGACCACGCGAACGUGGCUUCGUUCGGCCGCAACAACGUGCACACGAUGCGUUUGUUCCUGCGCCAGCUGAAGGCGCUGAUUCAGCGCGCCGACGAGUACUCGCGCGAGGAUGGGCACUGGUCGCUGAACCUGGAGCAGCGGGUGAGCAUCGAGGUUCAUGGCUUCUUCGAGGACCCCGUCGGGCCACAGAGCGUAGAUGGGACGAUUCGUGCGUGGUCAACAAGGCUUCCACUGAAGGAGUUCCUGCGCAAAGGACCUGUGGAGUGUCUGGCGGAUAGGUUGAAUGAGGUGGAGGGAGUCGAGGAGAGGAGGUUUCUGAGUAACAGAGGGAGGACAGGACUGAUCGACGCCCACGAACCGCCCGCGGGCACGGAAGAGAUCACCACUGGGGCGAAUAAGAAUGCGCUGGGGAUUCAACAGGAGGGGGUAGUGCCGUUGUCCCCUCCAACAUCUCCUGUCCUCAGACCUGUCGAUGCUCCUCUGAGAACGAGGACUGAGUCGGCGCCUCAGACAGUUCCUGGGAUUCCUAUAACAACGCCUCCAUCCCGAGGAACAUCUCCUCCUACUCGAUACUCGAGCCCUAUGCGGCGGCCAUCACCCAUGUUCCGUCCCAACUUUGACCAAGACCUGAUGGUAGACCGUCUCUCGCCGCCUCCCGGAGGCCGCAUGGGUCGUUCUCUUAGUCGGUCGUUCAGCAUGGGGAGCCACGCGUCUGGAGGUUACGAAUACCGAGAUUUCCCGCCCUUCUCGCAACGGAGUCGGAGCACGAUUGAGGCCAACUUUAGCGAGGAUGACGACAGGGAUCAUGGUUUGGAUGCGUCGCCGCGGCUGCCAGAGGCGGUAGUGGCGAUUCGAAAGGCGGCUAACGAGAGGCAGAGGAGAGCCAGCGAGACGGUGAUUGUGGACGAGCCGCCCGUUGCGUUUACGAAGCCCGAGGUGGAUGCGAGGAAGUUUCCUGCAGUUUCACCUAGAGCCAGCUCCUCCAAGAAUCAGUCCGUAUCCCCCUCGCCAAACAAUGGCACCUAUACCUGCCUCUUCCUACCGUACCUUCACUUCGACUCCUACAAGAGGUUACUGAAGCGCCGCGAAGCCAUCCUCGAACGUCUUCGCCAUGGAAGAGCACGCCCUAUUCCCGAGGAAAUUGGAAAGUGCGACUCGCUCGAGGUCCAAGUCAUCUGGGAGUUUCUCGGCCACGACCCGCCACUAAACUGCAGGCGCACGUUGGACCAAUACGGAUAUCCGUCACUCCGGGACACGCGGUCAAGAGAUGAUGACCAGAUGCUGUACAAGCUUACCAAGGAACGGGGCCAGCUUCCAGGGGAACAAACCUGGCUAGAUAGACAAGGGUCAUCUAGUAGUGCAGAGACGGGCGAAAGCUCGAGUAAGAAGUCGAAGACUGGCAAUGUGGAUGGGGAUCAGGAUUCAGAAGACGAGGAGAAGGAUGAUGUACUGAACGGGAAUGUGUUGAUGGUAGAUCAGCUCUGGAUGUGGGUGAUUGAUUCACAUACCUUGCUCUCAUUCUUCCCAAAGCGGGAGGGUGAUGCCAUCGAGGGACCUCUGUACCAGCAGGCGGAUCUCCGUGACAGCAUCUUCAAUGAGGUAAACGUCGAUCUCACGCGACAGUGCGAGAAUGCCCUGGAUCUAGCAGCUCUGGCGGCGCUGCAUGCUGUUAGUGUGCUGCUUGACCGAUCAUCACACCCAGAUCUGGAGGUUUUCCGUAUCUUUGAGGAGGCGAUUAGUGUGUUGACCGAAAAGCUCACGUCGUCACUGAAGAACUUCCGUGCUGAGGGGUUCCGCGAUAAAGCAGUGGCAUUUGAGCCCGUCGAGAACAAGGUCCGAUUAAUCAGGGCUCGACACAAGGCAGAAGGCCAGCGAGCCGAGGAAGACAACCGCGACAAUACGUCGGCGCUGCUUGAGCUACGAGACAUCGAAGACGAGUUACUGAUCCUGCUCCACCUGUUCGAGCGGCAGACCAAGGUCAUCAGUGCGAUGCACGCGACAUAUAGCCGGCCAGAGAUGCGGGAGCGCACAACCAACGGGCGCGUGUUCCUCAACGAAGCACUCAAGAAGCUGGGCGAGUACGUGCACCAGACUAACGAGAUGAUCCAGCGGGUGCGGAAUACGCGCGAUGACUACGACAAGCUGCUGCAGAUGGUGCAGCGUCAGGCCCAAGUCGACGAGGUGCGGCUCAGCCGGUUGCACGCUGACCUGGCGAGCGCGCAGAGCCGAAGCGUCAUGAUAUUUACGACGUUUACCGUGAUAUUCCUGCCGUUGACCUUCUUCACGGGCCUGUUUGGUAUGAACACGCGAGAAUGGGGCGGCGCUGACAAUCUCCCGCUGAAAACGAUUGGGGCUAUUUCACUACCGUCGAGCAUGCUUCUGGUGAUAGGCUCGCUCAUCAUCGCCUGGAGCACCACAGCGCGGCGCUUCUUCCGCUGGCUGAGCCACCUAUACGCCAUGGCACCGGUGGGGAGAAAGGCGGCCGAGGUGAUGCCGAAGCGGCGGCACGGGCGGACGGGGCCGGGCCGGGACGAGCGGGAGGCCCGGGCCCGGGCGGGGCUUGGGGAGGAGGUGAGUGACUUUUGGGAGCGGCAUCGGCUGGAGAGGGAGAGGGGAUACCAGGUCCCGGAGAAGAAUAGGAGCAGCGCGACGAGCGGCAAGGGGAGUUGGAGAGCGAGGGCGAAGAGCCUGGUGAAGGAUGAGAAGGGGAGGGGGUGA